AUGCUGGUCACGGCUGCGUCGACACGAUAUCUUCCACAGCAACACCGAGGCCAACGGCGCAAACCCCGCCACAGACGUCGUCGCUUUUGCAAAAAUGAUUCGAGGAAGCGCAUUGAGAAGAAUCAACACGGUCAGCGAGUUAUCGGCGUCAGCACAGCAGAGUACUAUCACCUUUCCAAGUUCAAUAAGAAGCGCGUAUGCGACCUCAACUUGAAGAAGAAAGAACCUGUGUACGCUUUGAUAUUGAAGGAAAUGCCAAGUUUUAAAACUUUAACAUUCAUGGUGCGACUCUGGAGCACGUGGGGUUUCUUGUGUCGUGUUCGGCCAAAAUAA
Messenger RNA from Phytophthora nicotianae INRA-310, 333 nucleotides. RefSeq lists its product as hypothetical. NCBI's taxonomy places the organism in Eukaryota, Oomycota, Peronosporomycetes, Peronosporales, Peronosporaceae. The transcript has a single exon. The record is from RefSeq and is a predicted model, not a curated record. The coding region runs from base 1 to 333 and encodes 110 amino acids.